Molecule: messenger RNA, 1995 nt
Organism: Rhincodon typus (whale shark)
Lineage: Eukaryota; Metazoa; Chordata; Chondrichthyes; Orectolobiformes; Rhincodontidae
Product: macoilin-like
Exons: 11
Coding region: 1-1995 (664 amino acids)
Biological process (GO): neuronal signal transduction
Cellular component (GO): rough endoplasmic reticulum membrane
Source: RefSeq, a predicted model, not a curated record
AUGUUUUCAUUCUUCGUGGCGCGAUAUUUAUUUCCAAACGUAGCCAGCGCACUGGUCGAUUUGAGUGGGCGACUGACGAAGAUGAUGCGACCUUUAAAAGGUAGCAAGAUCGCAGAAGGAGUUUCGGAAAGUGUGUUUACGUUUCUGAAGUUCCUUAUCGUCUGGAUACUGAUACUUUUGGCAGAUUUCAUCCUUGAGCUCCGAUUUGAAUAUUUAUGGCCAGGUUGGCUAUUUAUCAAGAGGGUUUAUAAUUCUUCACGAUAUCAGGGCCUUGCUUUUUCCAUACUUUUUGUAUGUGCAGCAUUUACCUCAGAUGUAUUCUGUUUUAUCUUCAUACCGUUGCACUGGCUUUUUUUUGCUGCCAGUACAUAUGUAUGGGUACAGUACCUCUGGAACUCAGAUAGAGGUGGUUGCUUAUCUACUUUGUCUCUUUGGAUACUAUUUAUUUAUAUAGAAGCAACAAUCAGAUUUAAGGAUUUAAGAAAUUUCAAUGUAGAUCUUUGCCGUCCAUUUGCAGCACACUGCAUAGGGUAUCCAGUGGUGUCUUUCGGUUUUGAAUUUAAAAGUUACAUUUGCUACAAGAUUAAACUAAGGAAACAGAAAGAAGUUAAAAAACAGAAUGAAUUCUUCAUGCAAAUUCUUCAUCAGGCCUUACCCUUAGAACCACAACUGCAAACAAGACAGGACCGGAGUUUGGAAGAAGCAUUUAAAGGGCUUCCACUGUCCUCUCAAUACCAGCAUUCAAGUAGAACCAUUACAAUAGGGAAGAAAUACACUUUAGCCUUACCAGAACUAGAAUUUAAAGAUAGAGGUAAAGAGAAAGAGAAGGAAGUCACAAAACAAGCUGUUACAGCCAGUAACUGUUUACAAGCAAUGGACUCUAGAGUGACUGAAACAGCGUGUGUGGAAAAUCACUUCAACAAGAUUGCAGAGUAUGAGUCAUCUGGUAGCACAGAAAAUCUACCCCAAUGUGCUGAAUCUUCAAGAAUUUGCAAGCACGUAUCACCAAAGGCACAUGGUGCAUCUAAUGGCAGUGUGAUUUUUGUUAAAAACGAGAAGAAGCAAAAAUGUUCAAGCAAAAACACAAACACACGAAAAGGGAUCUUUGAAAAUGGCUCUUUAAAUAAUCAGAACAGCAAACCAGAGACUGUACUACGAUUGGAACAUGACAUAAAGAAGCUAAAGGCAGACCUACAGACCUCUAGGCAAUCUGAACAGGAGCUCCGCAGUCAGAUUAAUCUACUGACCAACAGCAAACAAAAAAUACGAUCUGAACUUGUUCAGCUUCGACAAGAAAAUGAGCUUUUGCAGACCAGAAUGCAUUGUGCUUUGCAAGCAAAACAGAAAGACAAACAAAAUAUCAUCUACUUAGAGAAAAAGCUUAGAACGGAACUGGAUGGUCGAGCGCUGCUGGAGAAGCAGCUGAUGGACACAAAGAAGAGGAAAACAGAUGAAACUACAGUUAUUGCACGGGCAGUCUCAUUCAAUGCUUCAAUCAGAGGUGAUUCUACAGAGACUCUGAAGAACAGAAUGAAAGAAUUGGAUGCAGAAUAUAAACAGCUGCAAACAGAGCUCAAAAUGAAAGAUGAACACCUAAGGAAAGUAGAACGGGAGGUGCAGGAGCUUUGUAAAUACAAGGAAAAUGAACAGGACACUGAGAUGUUGAUGGCAGCACUUUCAGCCAUGCAGGAUAAGACACAACACUUAGAAAUCAAUCUUAGUGCAGAGACAAGAAUUAAACUGGACCUUUUCUCUGCUCUUGGGGAUGCCAGACGACAGCUAGAGAUUGCACAAGGGCACAUUAUCCAACAAGAUCAGGAAAUUGAAGAACUCAAACAGAAGGUUGCUGAAGUUAUGGCAGUUAUGCCUGGCAUUAAUUACAGUGUCACACAUACACUUAGUCCUGCAACCUCACACUAUUCCUCUAAAUUUGUGGAGACUGGAACUUCUGUUCUUGAUCCUAAUACUUUAAUGUACCAGCCACUGAAGAAAUAA